Medicago truncatula (barrel medic) is the source of this 1598-nucleotide messenger RNA. Its product is annotated as glucan endo-1,3-beta-glucosidase 5. Bases 69 to 1547 code for a protein of 492 amino acids. NCBI's taxonomy places the organism in Eukaryota, Viridiplantae, Streptophyta, Magnoliopsida, Fabales, Fabaceae. The record is from RefSeq and is a predicted model, not a curated record. The transcript is spliced from 2 exons. Gene Ontology annotation, molecular function: hydrolase activity, hydrolyzing O-glycosyl compounds. Gene Ontology annotation, biological process: carbohydrate metabolic process.
CAUAGGUGCAUGUUGGGAAAGAUAGAACUUAAAAAUAGAGGCAAAGUCAAGGAAGAAAAAAAGACAAUAUGGGAUUCCAACGUUUUAGUACGUGCUUUUUGUUGGCACUUUGUAUACUAAGCCAAAGUUUGGCAAAAGGUACCCUUGGCUUUGCUUGCAAUUGGGGAACGAUUACAUCGCAUCCUCUUCCAGCUCAAAUAAUGGUGAAGCUUAUGAGAGACAAUGGAAUCAACAAAGUGAAGUUGUUUGAAGCUGAUCCCAUGGCACUGAAGGCUCUUGGGAAUUCUGGCAUUCAGGUUAUGGUUGGCAUACCCAAUGACCUCUUGGAUUCACUUGCUACCAAUGUCAAUGCUGCUAUUGCAUGGGUGGACCAAAAUGUUUCCGCUUUCAUAUCUAAAAAUGGGGUUGAUAUAAGGUAUGUUGCUGUUGGUAAUGAAGCUUUUUUAAAAACAUACAAUGGACGAUUUGUGCAAUCAACAUUUCCAGCCAUAAAAAACAUUCAAGCAGCCCUUAUAAAAGCAGGUUUAGGAAGACAAGUAAAAGUAACAACUCCUUUAAAUGCUGAUGUCUACCAAAGUGACACUGGUCUUCCAUCAGGUGGACACUUUAGACCAGACAUUCAAAAUCAAAUGAUGUCAAUAAUCAAAUUUCUUAGCCAAAGUAAUGGCCCUCUUACAUUUAACAUCUACCCUUUUCUAAGCCUCGAUGCUGACCCUAAUUUCCCUAAAGAAUUUGCUUUCUUUGAUGGUUCUGCUGCCCCUGUAGUUGAUGGUUCCAUAACUUACACCAAUGUUUUUGAUGCAAAUUUUGAUACACUUAUUUCAGCUCUUGAAAAGAAUGGUUUUGGUUCAAUGAAUGUUAUCAUUGGUGAAGUUGGUUGGCCAACUGAUGGAACAUCAAAUGCUAAUAUAAAAAGUGCUCAAAGAUUUAAUCAAGGACUUGUUGAUAGAAUAGUGAAAAAGCAAGGAACACCUAAAAGACCUACCCCACCUGAAAUUUACAUGUUUGCCCUUUUAGAUGAGGAUUUAAAAAGUAUUGAUCCUGGCCCAUUUGAGAGACAUUGGGGAAUUUUCAAUUUUGAUGGAUCUAUGAAAUACCCUUUGAAUCUUGGUGGUGGAAAAUCACUUGUUGGUGCAAAAGGAGUUAAAUAUUUGGCAAAACAAUGGUGUGUUAUUUCAACUCAAGCAAAUGUAAUGGAUCCUAAUUUUGCACAAAGUAUGAGCAAAGCAUGUACUUAUGCUGAUUGUACAUCACUUGCUCCUGGCUCUUCUUGUAGUGGUUUAGACACAAAGGGUAAUGCUUCAUAUGCAUUUAAUAUGUAUUAUCAAAGAUUGGAUCAACGUAAAGAUGCAUGUCAAUUCAAUGGUUUAUCAGUUGUUACCAACAUUGAUCCUUCACCUUCUCAAGGUAGUUGUCAUUUUGAGAUCAUGAUUGAUAUUGGGAAGCAUGAAACUAAGUCCACUUCUUUUGCUGCACCAAAAAUUGGAUUAGCGUACAAGUUCAUGCUGGUAUCAAGCUUCAGUUUCACCUUAUCUCUAUUUAUAUAGUCUUGUUUGAUUUGUACAUAGUAUCACAUUCAUAACUCACACUAUUUUUUA